GUACUAUAGCAAAUGGUUCACUUGGCAGAGACUGCCAGCCUGAAGUUGGUAAAGUUUGUGAAUUCAGUUGCAAAGAUGGUUUCACAAAGACUGAACAAAAAACAUUCUGUACUAGAGAUGGAACUUGGCAUAAAUCAGCAAAUGGAUUUUGCAUUGAAACAAUGGUUACACCAGCACCAAAAGUAGAAGAUACUUUACCAAAGAAAGACGCCAUUAUUGCAAUAGUUGUUUGCGGCCUUAUUAUCGUCAUGCUGGCAAUACUCGCAGCUGUUCUUAUUUGCAGGAACAUGAGGAACAAACCAAGUCUCCUAAAAGACGAAGGAACAGCAUCUUACCAUAAAGGUCCAGCGAAAUCAGAGGAGAGCAGGGGUAUCAGCAGAGCAUCGAGUGUUAAUGAAAGCUACAUACGUCCAAAAUUGAAUGACACGACGGAGACUGGGCACAUCAAUCCCAUGUACAGCAGCACAGAGCCGUUACCUGCCGUAUCCCACUAUGAUCUGGCAAAAGACAAAAGCAAAAGCGUCAUGUCAUAUGAUCGCUGGAUGCAGGAAAGACAACACGAUUAUUAAACAAAUUAAAACCUUUACUGCAAAAAUUAUUGCUCGAAGAAAAACUAGCAUUACUUUUCUGUAUUUAGCUUAUCGCACUUUAUCCAAACAUGAAACAGCUACGAUUUAUACUCGCCUGAUGAGUGAAACACACUGGAUAGGUAGACAAAGAAUAGAUUUCCUAUAGAGAUAACAUUACAGCCUUUCAACAAAUAUUGUUAAAAGUUCUCUUUAAAAAAGUGCAACUGCAGUAAAACGGCCAUUAUAUACAUGUAUAGAAGUCAAACUAAAAACGUUUGAAAAUAGUUAGCAUACUAAUUUACACAUACUAUUAAAUAACAGAACAAUGUAAUAAUAAAGUAACGUAUUUCUGUUUUGGAACGAAAUUUUGUUUUAGUUUAAGGUUGCAGGAGCAAUGUCGUAUAAAUAAGUAGACAACACUACGGAAAGCUUUAUAUAAUCACAAGCUGAUGGUAUUUUUUUUGGUGUGUUGUCUUCUGCAAAGACAUUUCGUAUUGUUUUGGCUUGUCUUUUAUAUGAAUUUUCACGAGAAGUUUUGUGUUUUACAUACCAUACUUUUGUUACUAUUGCUUCAUAAGGGAUUCACCUUGUGUGUGGAUAACAUUUAUUGUAUGUACUUUGACAUUAGACCAUGGUAAGGGUUAAGAAUGAUUUUAAGUUGUAAACUUACCAGUGGUGCUUAUGCCAUUCAGUGCAUCUCUGUCUUCCUUUACUUGUUGUUUACGUUUAUUGUUGAUAUGUUUUCUCUGUUUGUUUAAUACCAUGUAUAUGUUAUCAUAAACAAGUAUGUGCACUGCUACGAUGUUUCAGUUUAUGGAGGAAGUGUACUUAGAAAGUGGCUCUUCCUGAUGUAUAUAUAACUUUGUUUCUUUUUUUAAGCUGUUAUCACAGUGCUUCUAAACAAAAACCAGCUAACAAAUUAUUAAUCAUGCUUAUUUGAAGCCCCUGAAAUUACCACUUUAAGGAUGAAUAUAUACUUAUCAAUAUAUUGCAAAUACUUUUAAUAUUGUUAUAGUAUGUUUAUAAAAUUCCGGACACGUGUUGCCAAAUGUUUUUUUUAAUAACAUGCAAUAAUAUCUGCACAAUCGAGAACUACAAUAAUACCAUUUCAUUUAAAAUAUCACAAAAAAUACACAUGACUGCUAUAUUUUCAUAAAACGGGCAGAUAACAUUUAAAAGGGUAUUGUGAUGUAAAUAUUAAAUUUCACUGAUGUAUCUUCAAAUGCUAAGCCAAACUUAAGUUUGAUUCUGUGAUAUCGCAGAAUAAAUGAGUCAAUUCGUUUAUGCCUGAUGACUAUAUUUGCUCACUUGUGUUUCUUCGACGUAUUAAAAUAGGGUCGGAAUUUAACAGGAAUAAGACUAUUAUAUAACGAAUAAAGCAAUAGAAUAAUACAUUAUCAUAAUUUGAUUUUUAUGACAUUUUUACAUGUUAUUAAAACACAUUCGUAUAAUUGUAUGAGACAUUCACUGCAGAAAUUUAUAGAUUUUGACAAAUGUUUGAGCGUUUAAAAAUUCAUUAAGUAUAUAAUUGUAUAGUUUGUUCAUAUAUUCAUCAUAUUCAUUUGCCAGUACAAUGCAGCAGUUUACCUUCGAAUUUGCCUUAUGGUUAGUACAUCGCAAUUCUUUUUCUAAUAGAUUUUUAUUUGUUUAGAUUUUGAGAUAAGUGCUUUUUGUGGUGAAUGCAUAUUUACACUCAAUAAGCCCUUGAAACGACUUUGUCAGGAUUAACCUUUAGUCUGCUAAAUUUCUAAAAUGAACUGGUCCAUCAUUCAAUUUGUGAGCAAUACCAUUUAUUAUUCAAAGGGGUGUUCACUGAAAAUUUACUUUUACUGACUGAAUAGCGAAACCAUGAUCUUGGUCUGCACUAGUCGCAAAGGCAAAAACACUUGCCGCCAUCAGGCUAAAGGUUAAUAUGUCAUGUACAAAAUCAAAACAAUAACCCUAUUAGAAUUGGCAUAAAGUGUUACAAUGCAGUAAAUAUAAGAACAGUUCAAAGGUAAAGUGCUACAAUGUAUACACUAUGUAUAUUUAGAUGUUUGAAGUCCCAACUAAUCCCGUCAGAUCAAAUCAAGGGGGAUAACCAAUUCAGGCAUAAGUGUUUAUAAGUAACCUCAUAUAAAUACAAUUAAUUGUAAUCUUAACACGUACCACAGCAAAUCACUUUUUGAGAUGAAUUAUUUCUAACAUGUUAUGAAGGACUAUAAUGUACAUCCUUCACAACAUCCACCAAAUAUUUGUCUGUUUUUAUGUGGAUUUCCUUUCAAGCUCAUCGCCACGACGUUCGAUCCCCAAUUGCUGUAAUAAAUGUGACGCAUUAUCGGUGGAUUGUUUCAGUCUUCUUUGUUUUAUAGGAAAACAAAUUUCGUGUUAGAAAAAACUGGACACACCAUGCGUAAAAUAGCAGCACUAAUAAUGAUAAAAAACAUAUGAUCAUUAGCAUUUUACUUUUCCUUGUAGAUUGUAGCUUCUUUCGUAGGUCUUUUUCAUCUUCUUUGAAGGCUGAUGCAACAGUUUGCACAUACAGAUAUGACUAACUGCUUUCUAUUUUCGUUAUCGACCAAAACAAUUUGCUCUUUAUAUUAUCAGUCUUAGUUGCACAAUGAUAGGAUGUUAUAACAUAAUUCAAACUUGCAUAAAACAUACUUUUAUCCAGUUCUUAAUACAGUCUUAAUUCUUAACAUGCUAAAGUUCUUAGGUCAAAAUAUAUUUAUAAAAUUACAUUUGCAGUAAAAAUUCUUGAAUAGGGAAAUUGGUUAAGAAAAGUAACGUUUGGCAAGUAUCCUGUUGAUAUGAAACACUAUAAAAAAAUCAGCAGUUCAAGUUAUUUAACAUACUCUCCAAAUACUUUAAAUCUCAAGUUCAUUAAUUCUUACCUUUUACUGCAUGUAUGAUUUACUAUAAAUAGUUAACAAAUACUGCACCACGGCAAUGAAAGAUACAAUAAACGAAAGCGGACCCAGUAACCCAAUUAUCGCUUUUAGCACGCCCAAUGUGAUAAAUGGAAUACAACACGAUUACGUUUACGUUUUUGCAUAAAAUAAAGUAAUCUAAACAGAAAUGGUGUGUCUAAAGAGGUUAUUGUUACUAAAACGUAUAUUAACACGAGAGCGUGGUCAAGCCAGUAAUCAUUUCAGAAUGGCCGUUUCCAUUCAUUAUGCGUAUGUUAACGAGAGUGUUUCAAUUUAUAACUUUAUAUGCAAUAUCAAUUUAUGCAUUAUUGUUACAUUAAUAUACUUAAUACAAAACAUUAUCUAUAUAAUUAUAAAAUCACAUUGUAAAUUUUUGUUGUAUGACUGUUUUUACACAUACAUUACAUGACAUUGUAGGGUAAUUUAUAUAAAUAUGACGAAAAAAGAACCUUUUAAUAGAUCAGCACGAAAUGUGGAUUAUGUUUUUUUGGAGUCAUAAUACAUGUAUAGUAUAUUUUGUAUUGACCUGCUGUCCAAAACCAAUAUUAAAGAUAUGUAUGAUACUUUUACGCAAAGAAUCAUAAGACUCGAUGAGUUAUUGGAUACAUGGUUUAUAUACAUGUAUAUGCUUAUAUUACAAUUUUCAGUGCUACAGGUGU
This is a messenger RNA of Mercenaria mercenaria, 4137 nucleotides long. RefSeq lists its product as uncharacterized. Bases 162 to 569 code for a protein of 135 amino acids. The record is from RefSeq and is a predicted model, not a curated record. The transcript is spliced from 4 exons. Lineage: Eukaryota; Metazoa; Mollusca; Bivalvia; Venerida; Veneridae.